AUGUCGACCCCUCGAAGAAGCAAACGAUCCAAGGUUCAUCACGACACCGAGCAAACAGCAAGCAUGAGUGCCCAUAACGUCUACCCCCACCCUGAACCCCAGUUCUCCCACUUUGCCAGCCGGCGUUCAGUCGUACACAGUACUAAAGGCAUGGUUUCGUGUACACAACCCCUCGCGGCUGCUGCUGGUAUCAAGAUCCUAGAGAAAGGCGGAAACGCAGCAGACGCAGCCGUGGCAGUAGCUGCGGCUAUCAAUGUUACAGAGCCAAGCUCUACGGGCAUUGGUGGUGACAUGUUCUGCCUAUAUUACGAUGCCAAAACAAAAAAGAUUUCUGCCAUGAAUGGAUCGGGUCGUUCAGGCCAAAACAUGACGCUUGAGAGGAUGCGAAAAGCCCUCGAUUUGGCUGAAGGGGAGACUGGAAACAUCGCAAUGGAUAGUGUACAUUCAGCGACUGUCCCUGGUGCAGCGGCUGGAUGGGUUGAUUGCGUCGAGCGCUUCGGAAGUGGCAAGGUCAGCAUGCAGGAGAUCUUCGAACCUGCCAUUGACCUUGCCGAGAACGGCUUUCCUGUGUCAGAGUUAGCUGCUACGUUUUGGCAGAAUAGUGAGAAGAAUCUUCGGAAAGCAUCGCCCAAUGGCCACGAGAUGCUCAAGAAAGACCCUUCGGCCUUGGAUGGCUGUAGGGCGCCCAAAGCAGGAGAAAUCAUGAGAAUUCCUACCAUGGCAAAGACCUUCAAGCUGCUCGCAAAAGACGGUAAGAAGGGCUUCUACGAGGGCGAAGUGGCGGAGCAGAUCAUCAAGGUCGUGGCAGAUCUGGGCGGCUAUCUCACCCUGGACGAUCUGAAACAUCACGCCGAGACUGGAUCUGAAGCUGUUGAUCCCAUAUCGCUCAAAUACACAGGCCAAGGGGUAGGAGAUAGCACGAAUGGAGGUAUCGAAUUAUGGGAGCACCCUCCUAAUGGCCAGGGAAUCGUUGCCCUGAUGGCGCUGGGUAUCAUCCAGGAACUGGAAAAGCAAGGCAAAAUCUCAAGAUGGCAACACAAGGAUCACAACAGCACGGCACAUCUGCAUGCCUUGAUCGAAGCGCUGCGUAUAUCCUUUGCUGAUGCACACUGGUUUGUCACGGAUCCCAACGUUGUCAAGGUGCCUUCUGCCGAACUCAUCUCGGAAAAGUAUCUGGCCAAGCGCGCAAAACUCUUUGAUGCUAAAAAGGCUGCCUCUGCACCCAUCCACGGCUCGCCAGCACAUAUGCGAAGCGACACCGUCUACUUUUGCUGUACAGAUCCAGAGGGCAACGCCAUCUCCUUCAUCAACAGCAAUUAUGGAGGCUUUGGUAAUUGUAUCAUUCCGAAAGGCUGCGGUUUUACGCUGCAGAAUCGCGGCGCGAAUUUUAGUCUCGAUAAAAGUCAUCCCAAUGUGCUAGCACCAAGAAAGCGACCAUACCACACAAUUGUCCCCGGCCUGACAACAUUUGCUAAUGACAACAGCCUGCAUUCAGUAUUUGGUGUCAUGGGCGGGUUCAUGCAACCUCAAGGCCAUGUGCAAGUCUUGUUGAACCAGGAAGUGUUCAAACUCAAUCCACAAGCUGCGCUAGACUCACCGCGGUUCUGUAUCGGUUCUGGCAUGCCUGGCGACGAUGGAAAGAGGUCGGAUGCUACCAUCUACUUGGAAGAAGGCAUCGAUCCCAAGGUUGUAGAGGAGCUGCGUGCACUGGGCCACAACGUUCAGCAGCUGACCGGCUAUGGCCGUGCCAUGUUUGGACGAGGCCAGAUCAUUCCACGUCAUGUCGAUGACGGUAUACAGGUAUGGAGCGGUGGUAGUGAUUUGAGGGGUGAUGGUGCGGCUGUACCAUUGUAG
This is a messenger RNA of Plenodomus lingam JN3, 1854 nucleotides long. RefSeq lists its product as uncharacterized. Lineage: Eukaryota; Fungi; Ascomycota; Dothideomycetes; Pleosporales; Leptosphaeriaceae. The record is from RefSeq and is a predicted model, not a curated record.